Saccharomyces kudriavzevii IFO 1802 is the source of this 873-nucleotide messenger RNA. RefSeq lists its product as uncharacterized. The transcript has a single exon. Bases 1 to 873 code for a protein of 290 amino acids. The record is from RefSeq and is a predicted model, not a curated record. NCBI's taxonomy places the organism in Eukaryota, Fungi, Ascomycota, Saccharomycetes, Saccharomycetales, Saccharomycetaceae.
AUGGAGCUAAGAAGUAGACGGAGCGCAGAGGCUUAUCUUGUCACGCCUGAAGAACCUGCCAAGACAAGAAAUGAAACAACCAUGGAGUCCAAGGAUACGGUUACUGGUAGGGAAGUAAGAAGCGGGAGUACAAGUGUAUUUAGUCCCGCUUACUCUGACAUUCCUACCACUGAAUCGACCAAAAAAAUUGAUGACGGUGAAUACUACAAUUUUACCAGUCACUUCAUGCCAUCUUUAAAGAAUACCAGAGAGCUGGAAGGUACAAUACUUAGCCUCAUACAGAGGAUAAAGGAAGGCGAUAACGAAACACUGGUAAGCGAGAAAGAUCUCAUAUUGAGUGUGCUCAAUAGAUCGUUGGCAUCCACGUCUCACUGGAUGUUACAGGCCCAGCUAUCGGAAUUAAGAGCCACUUCAGAGGGCAGAUAUGCAGUGGAAACGAACCUUUUGAAGAAAGAGGUGGAGUUUCUGAAAAACAAGACCCCGAAGACCAGCAAAGAAACGGGUUUCACGAAGUUGAAAUCACCUACCGAACAACCUUCGAAACGUAAGUUGUCAUUGCCAGGGCUGGCGCAAAGACCUUUCUCCACCGACGCUAGAUUGGAAGGCCAGCAUGGAAGUGCUCCGGAAAACUCAUGGAAGGCCAAAGUUCCAAAACUCCCUUCUGCUCCUAGAUCAUCUUUGAACGUUUUUCCCCAAAGACCUUCGACGGGCACAGAUAAGAGUGAGGAAGAUGAAAAAGCGGAUACGUUGGAACUUGUGGAGAACAAUAAACCACAUCCGAGGAUGAGGAGAAGAAGCGAUAACCCAGCCACAAACGAGUACGUGAGAGUUUUUCACUUGGAGAAGAAGGAAACUAAAUCACGAAAAAAAUAA